Sipha flava (yellow sugarcane aphid) is the source of this 2068-nucleotide messenger RNA. Its product is annotated as ankyrin-1-like. The record is from RefSeq and is a predicted model, not a curated record. Gene Ontology annotation, biological process: protein localization to ciliary inversin compartment. The coding region runs from base 211 to 2049 and encodes 612 amino acids. The transcript is spliced from 2 exons. Gene Ontology annotation, molecular function: protein binding. NCBI's taxonomy places the organism in Eukaryota, Metazoa, Arthropoda, Insecta, Hemiptera, Aphididae. Gene Ontology annotation, cellular component: ciliary inversin compartment.
UUAGUAUUAUUAACUAUAUUAAAACAAAACUUGACGACGGCAGUGGCCAGUAAGUGGUCUUAACAGCCAAUAUUAAUCAUAUAUUUUUAAACACGUUUCAUACUAAUAAAUUAUGUUAUGUUAAAUUAAAUUUUAUAACUCUCAUAGUAGUAUUUAAAGAAUUAAAAAAUAUUAUUUUUUCAUUGCAUUAUUGUAUUGUUGACUACUGAAAUGUCUCAUUUUAACUGUGCAAAAGUAAAUAUGCUAAAUAUGACUGUAUUCAAAUCUGAAUGUUUUGAAAUGGCAUUAUCAAACAGCAAGACUAAACACAAACAUUUGAAACUUACUCAAAAACGUUUUAAUGAAAAAAAAUCACCAGUAUUAGAUUCUAUGUUUCAAAUUAGUUACAAUAAAGAUAUUUGCACUACAAGUACUGUAAAUAAUUUUAUGUCUUUAUAUAAUAAAGUGAGUAAAUUACAAAAAGAUUAUACGCCUUUGCACUUAGCUAUCGAAAUGGGUAAUUUUCAUUUAAUACAAUUUUUAUUAAAACUUCCUACUAUAAAUGUCAAUGCUUUUACAAGUACUGGUUUCACAGGAUUGCAUAUGGCCAUUAAAGCAGACAAUUUAAGCAUUGUUAAAUAUUUAUGUGAGUAUUCUCACAUUGAUUUAGAAGCAACAUCAAAUUGUGUUGGUACACCAUUGAUUUAUGCCACAUUAAUUUCAACUCCAAUAGUUUUGAAAACAUUGAUUGAUCAUGGUGCUAAUGUAAAUAAGACUUUUACUGUAGAUUGUUUGAAUCCAUUGAUGUUGGCUAUUCAUCAUAAUAAAAAAGAACAGAGUUGGAUAUUGGCUGAUAAUGGUACUUGUCCUUUACAUACAGAUGUAAAAAAAUGGAAUGCCUUACAUUAUGCUGCUUUAUUUAAAGGUUCUGAUGAAUUACUUAAAAAAUUAGUUGAAAUAGGUUGUGACAAAAAUGGUAUUACUUGUGAGGGUAUGACACCUUUGCAUCAUGCAGUUAUUUCCGGAAGUACUGAUGCUGUUAAAUUAUUAGUUUCAGUAAACGCAGAUAUUCAUAAAACUGAUGAAAAUGGUCUUACAGCUUUACAUUAUGCUGCUUAUCAAGGUCAUUGGGAAAUUGUGAAAAUAUUAUUAGUUGCUGGUUCUAGACCAAACAAAAAAACAAAUAGCAAAGUGACACCUUUGCAUUUUGCAGCCAAACAUGAUCGUUAUUUAGUGGUAGUGGAACUAUUAAAAUGCUAUGUUGAUGUGAAUGCUAUUACUAUACAAUGUAAUACUCCAUUGCAUUAUGCAGCUUGUAAUGGAAAUGAAGAAAUGGUUGAUAUUCUAUUGAAAAACGGAGCUGAUUUAAAUAUUCCAAACAAAGACAACGAUUUACCUAUUCAUCUUGCUUGUUUACGUGGAGCUAUUGAUGUUGUUAAAUUAUUAUGUUCAAAAAGUUCAAAUGGAUCAAAUAUGGAUUGUCGAAAUAAGAAUAAUAUGUUGCCACUACACAAUGCUAUUUUAAGUGCUAAUGAAGAGUUAGUAAAGUUUUUAUUGAACAAGUAUAAAUUGAAUGUUGAUACUGAUUUGUAUCAAGUGGCAUUACGUUCUGGAAACAUUCAUAUAAUUAAAAUUUUAAUUGAUAAAACUAAUGAUUUAGUAUUUAAAAAUGAGUUAUUUUGGUAUAAAAUCAUUAGUUUUUCUGAAUCUCUAGAAGUAUUUAAGUUAGUUGCUGAUCAUGUUCAACCACCAACAUCAGCCUUAUCAGGCUUAGUGGAAUAUGCAAUACAUUUAGGGUAUUGUGACAUUGCUCAAUAUUUACUAAAAUAUAUUAAAACGUGGAAGGAUCUUAUUGAUGGAGAAGGAAAUACAGCAUUACACCAUGCAAUAUGUAAAAAUGAUUUAGAAUUAGUUCGUUCGCUUAUAGAAAAAGGAGCAAAUUUGAAACACAUUUGUGAUUCAGGUAUUACAUUAUUACAAUUUGCGUCAAGGAAUGGUAAUGCAGAAAUUGUGGAGUUGUUGAAGAAUUAUACUAAUUAUUAUAAUUUGAACAAAAAGACUAAUAUAUAAAAUUAUCCAUUCUAUAACA